Molecule: messenger RNA, 687 nt
Organism: Aphanomyces astaci
Lineage: Eukaryota; Oomycota; Saprolegniomycetes; Saprolegniales; Verrucalvaceae
Exons: 2
Coding region: 1-687 (228 amino acids)
Source: RefSeq, a predicted model, not a curated record
AUGCUCACCCGCUCCUGGCACAUGCAUGGGCUCCACUCUCCCGACUUACGCAUCUUCCGCUCGCCGGUACCUCCACCUGCCAACUUAUGUCCCAACUACGGUGGGAAAACAUGCAACUCCAUGCCGACCAAUACGGGUACAUCACUCCCCGAUGGCUGGGACGUACGGCGCUAUGAGCCCAACUCCUUCUGGCAUAUCGUGAUAUCUGGCUCGCUCAACAAAUGGGCGCGGACCAGCCGGCUACAUACAACGGCCCCUGGGACAGAUGCAGUACACGGAAGGACGACGCCCCGGCAUCAAGUCACCGCCGGCCCGUAUGCGUACUGGUGUAUCUGCUACAAGCGUUCCCCUGGUCACCGAACACUGGACACAUUAGGGGCUACAUGGCACCUGCACAUCCCGGCGGGACAACUACGAAUGCGCUACCACUCUACAAUUACGUACUCAUCGCCGCUGAGGUGGGCCGGGAUGACAAAUACGAACAAGGUGGACAUCCUCCUGGGGUACAUUGUGUCACCCGACACUAACACCAGCACGCUAUCGACGCCCUGUGCCCAAGAGCUUCAGAAGUGGGGCCAACUGCCGUGGGUCACGAAUCCGCCGCGCAACGCCCUUCCCAGCCCCCCACCGGCUUACACCAUGCACUUCGCUGGGAUGCCGAUACCAACGGCGAUCCAGAAGAUCUGA